Pungitius pungitius (ninespine stickleback) is the source of this 1858-nucleotide messenger RNA. RefSeq names its product beta-1,3-galactosyl-O-glycosyl-glycoprotein beta-1,6-N-acetylglucosaminyltransferase 3-like. Lineage: Eukaryota; Metazoa; Chordata; Actinopteri; Perciformes; Gasterosteidae. Gene Ontology annotation, cellular component: membrane. Gene Ontology annotation, molecular function: acetylglucosaminyltransferase activity. Bases 14 to 1336 code for a protein of 440 amino acids. The record is from RefSeq and is a predicted model, not a curated record. The transcript has a single exon.
UGAGCGUGUGAUCAUGACAACUACCCUCACACUCCAACCCGCACUGAAGACAGAGUUACCGUGUGGUUAUCUCAAGGACAUGGCUUUUUUCGCGAGGUCGUUGAAAAAAUGGAUGUUGAGGAUCCCCUCACUAAUUGUUAUCGGUAUGUUACUUUUUUUUGUCCUUUCGAAAACUGCCCUAAACAGGCAGUCAUCAUCUAAUCUCAAAAUACCACAGCAGUUCUCUGUAGACCUUCCUGGCUGCUUGGCUAUCAUCAGUGGAGACACAGAAGGCAAGAGAGAAGAACUAGCAGUCCUUCUGGCAUCCAGGAAAAGAAGAAGUUUGUUAUCUGAGGAUUUCUACCUUAAUGUAACAAAGGACUGUUCUUCUUACAUUGAAGAGAGAGGUUUCAUUACAGCACCGCUCAGUGAGGAGGAAAACAAUUUUCCCAUUGCCUACUCCAUGGUGAUCCAUGAGAAGAUUGAGAUGUUUGAGCGACUCCUGCGAGCCGUUUACACUCCUCAGAACAUCUACUGUGUGCAUGUGGACCAGAAAUCCUCUCAAGGAUUCCAGAAGGCUGUGGAGGCCAUUCUCUCCUGCUUUCCUAACGUGUUUGUAGCCAGUAAGUUAGAAAGCGUGGUCUAUGCCUCGUGGUCCAGAGUGCAGGCAGAUUUGAACUGCAUGAAGGAUCUGCUGAAUUCACAGAUUCAGUGGAAGUACCUGCUGAACACCUGUGGGACCGACUUCCCCAUCAAAAGCAACGCAGAAAUGGUUCAGACGUUGAAGGCCCUCAACGGGAGGAACAGCAUGGAGUCGGAGGUGGCCAACAACUACAAGAAAGAUCGUUGGCUGUAUCAUUACAACGUGACUGAUACUGUGGUCAAGACGAAUGUGAAGAAGAGUCCCCCGCCCAUCGGCAGCACCAUGUUCACAGGAAACGCUUACUUUGUGGUCAGCAGAGCCUUUGUGGAGCACGUGAUGCAGGACAGAGAGGUUCAGCAACUCCUGGAGUGGGAGAGGGACACAUACAGCCCUGAUGAGCACUUGUGGGCCACUCUGCAGCGAAUGCCCUCCGUGCCCGGAUCAGCGCCCGCCAACAUCAAGUACGAUGUGUCAGACAUGCAAGCCCUCGCUCGGGCGGUGAAGUGGAGCUAUCUAGAAGGAGAUGUGAAAAAAGGAGCCCCGUACCCCCCUUGCAUGGGUGCACACCGGAGAGCCGUCUGUGUGUACGGAGCUGGUGACCUCCCCUGGCUACUGAGACAAAAUCAUCUCUUUGCAAAUAAGUUUGAUCCUGAUGUUGAUGAUGUUGCUAUUAGAUGUAUUGAGGCAGUUCUGCGUUUGAAGGCUACGAUAUGACAUUUUGUAUAUAUUAAGAUCUAUAUAUUGUGAAGCUAGAAUACGAAUGCUUAUAUUAUUGUCAAGAUAUUGUUACGGGUCUAGCCAAGAAAUCAGAAUUUUUUAUAAAAAUGAUUUUAAUGGAAUCUGUAUUUGGUGUGGCAUCUAGUGGACAGUCAAAGGAAGAGCUGUUUAAAGCAAAAAACAAACACACGACUUAAUACAUAAUUAUUUCAAUCUUGUCAGAUGUACUUGAUACAUUGGUGUACUUUGGUCAUUUUACAAAUAUGUUACCCCAGCAUAAAUGGAAUGAAAAGAUACAAAACAAUGAGGUGGAUCAAUGGGUUUACUUGAAGAAAAUAUUAAAUUAAGACCUACAUCUUUGCUUUAGAUUGUUGCUCUCAUAAAUGCUUUCCAUCCACAAAAGCAAAGGGAAAGUUCAAGUGAAGGGAAACUUUUACCUGGGCAAGAUUUUAAUUUGGAGAACAUCAGCAGUGAACAUUGAAAAAAGGUGCUGUCAGAAGGUGUUCUAUGAAACGAUAG